Messenger RNA from Entamoeba invadens IP1, 1095 nucleotides. RefSeq lists its product as hypothetical. Lineage: Eukaryota; Evosea; Mastigamoebida; Endamoebidae. The coding region runs from base 1 to 1095 and encodes 364 amino acids. The transcript has a single exon. The record is from RefSeq and is a predicted model, not a curated record.
AUGUGUUCCAUGCGACACACAUUGCACAACGGGCUGCAUUGUCCAAACUGGUGUUUGUUUGGCCAUUGUGUCAACUGCAAUUCAAACGAAGUUAUUGACGAGUCUGAUGGAACAACAAAAUGUGAGGCGUGCUCUUCGUUCAACUCAAAUUGCAAUUUGUGUGCAUCAGACCAAUCGCAUGCGCGUGAGGAAUGCAACACAAAUUAUUACCCGGACACAUCAACAGAUUUCAAAUGCAAAAGGUGUGACGCAACAUGUAACGGAAGUUGCAACACGCGAAAUGGGUAUUGCACGGGGUGCCUGUCAAAUUACGUCUUUGUUUCUUCAACAAGUAUGACAUGCCAAAGUUGCAGAAUGUUUGAUCUUCAUUGUGAGACUUGUUCGCCCGACUUUUCCAGAAAGUGUGUGACCUGUGACAGUGGGUAUUACCCGUCAAAUGGAAUCUGUGUAGCAUGUUCGACAACGUGUCAACAAAACGAGUGCAACACAGCAAAUGGUAUGUGCAUGUUAUGUAUUGAUAAUUACGUUGUGACUUCACCAAUUUCAACAAAUUGUAUAAUGUGCUCUGCAUGGAACAAAGAUUGUGUGACUUGUGCAACAAAUUUCACUCAGAAGUGUGUGAAAUGCAAAAAUGGUAAAUUUGCAUCAAAUGGAAAUUGUAUAGAUUGUGAUUCAACGUGUGGGGGUACCUGCGAUGGGGUGAGUGGACAUUGUACUGGCUGUACAUCAACGUAUGUCCCUUCCAACACAAAUCUAUCUCUGUGUAUUUUAUGUCAGGCAUUUGAUUCGAAUUGUGAGAGUUGUGUGACUGGUGAAAGAAAGUGCACAAAGUGUUCAACGUUAAACAUGUAUCCAGACGACACAACACAUAUGUGUGUAUCAUGUUCAACAACAUGUGGAGGGAGCUGUGAUGCAACAAAUGGAAUAUGCACAACAUGUCAAGAUAACUUUGUUUUCCAAUCAACCAAAUCACGUGUCUGCGAAUCAUGUUUAACUUUUGACACACAUUGUAAUAAAUGUUUGUCUGCAUUCGAAAGAAGGUGUGUGAUGUGUAACACGGGAUAUUACCCCAAUGAAAUCGGCCAAUGUGUUUAA